Molecule: messenger RNA, 1006 nt
Organism: Nerophis lumbriciformis (worm pipefish)
Lineage: Eukaryota; Metazoa; Chordata; Actinopteri; Syngnathiformes; Syngnathidae
Gene: ppp1r3c2a
Product: protein phosphatase 1 regulatory subunit 3C2, duplicate a
Biological process (GO): regulation of glycogen biosynthetic process
Cellular component (GO): protein phosphatase type 1 complex
Molecular function (GO): glycogen binding; protein phosphatase 1 binding
Source: RefSeq, a predicted model, not a curated record
CUGCUGCCUUCCUCUGGGAUUUAUUUGAUGAAACACAAACGUGGCAGAUUUCUGAUGUCUGUGGCUGGAAUCAACAGAAUUCCACUGGCAGGACGAGUGCAGUUAGGAAAUGAACAUCACGAGAGUUCCUCCUGCGUUCAACACUCAGACGACCGGACUACCAGUCGACCUCGCCGUGUGUCUGAGCCAACGACGCCCACUUCACCACCUCCUGGCUAUGAAACCUAGCUUUGAGUCGACGAACAGUCUGCAGAGAAACAGCUUCCACUCUUCUCAUCUCCCGUCCACGGAACCCGGGCGCUGUUUCCAAAAAGACGGCGGCCUCAACAAGAAGCGCGUGGUCUUCGCAGACGCCAAGGGACUGGCGCUGACCGCCGUGCGUCUAUUCGUGCCCGAUACUUCAAACAAAUCCCACCGCCACAAGUGCGGUCCGGUCUUCCCUCAACCCACCCUCCACUUUCCCGCCUUCUCGCCACGCCCACCGGAGACGCACGUGCGGUUGGAAAGCUGCAGCGUUUCCGAGCGCUGCAUGAGUGGCAAAGUGCACGUCUUCCACGGCGGCGGCGACAGAGCAGUGCACGUUAAGGUGACCUUUGACUCCUGGUGGCACCAUUACGACGUGCCGUGCGUCUUCCUGCAACGACGGCGUUGCCGCGGUUACGACGUGGAUGUUUACGCCUUCGACUUGUGCAUACCUCGGAACGUAGAGCCGAUGGACGGGACGGAGUUUUGUGUGGUGUUCAGACCAUCUCGGCCACACUGGGACAACAACAGAGGGCAGAACUACAAAGUCCACAAUGCCAAACAGCGGCCGUCAUCCUGGCUUUCUUCCACGGACGUCUUAAGAACAGGUCCACAUGACGAGUCCGAGUGGGUUGGCAAACAUUGCAUGAAGACGCUUCGUUCAACAGAGCUGCUCGCACAUGCAAAUAAUCUACAAUAUUUAUAAUCCCAUAUUUGAUUUAGAUUUUUUAAUUCCUCGGUGCAAAACAUGUCCCCUGCUGUA